GCAGCCAGCUGGGUGAGCAAAAUGGCUGGACGGAGCACAGGUUAUGCUCUUCGGGCGCUGCUGCUGCCGCCUACCCGGGCCGCGCCGCUCACGCCCCGGGGACCGGCCGCCUCCUACGGUACUGCAAUAACGUCUGGCAAAAUCCAAGUGAACGGAGUCCACCUUCAUUAUCAGAAGACAGGAGAGGGAAGCCAUGCCAUUCUUUUGCUUCCUGGAAUGCUAGGGAGUGGUCAAACUGAUUUUGGACCACAGCUUAAGUCCAUGAAUAAGCAACUUUUCACAAUUGUUGCUUGGGAUCCUCGGGGAUAUGGACAGUCUAUUCCUCCACCUCGAGAUUUUCCUCCAGAUUUCUUUGAGAGGGAUGCAAAAGAUGCUGUGGAUCUUAUGCAGGCACUUAAAUUUAAGAAGUUCUCCUUGCUGGGAUGGAGUGAUGGUGGAAUUACAGCACUCAUUGCAGCCGCAAAGUAUCCAACUCUUAUCCACAAGUUGGUUGUCUGGGGAGCAAAUGCCAGCGUUACUCAAGAGGAUGUGAGAAUUUAUAAUGGCAUCCGAGAUGUUUCAAAAUGGAGUGAAAAGGUCAAGAAGCCACUGGAAGAGAUGUAUGGACAUAAGUACUUUGCAAAAACUUGUGAGGCUUGGGUAGAUGGAAUAUCUCACUUUGCUGAAAAAUCAGAUGGUAGUAUCUGCCAAGAGUUGCUGCCAGAUAUUAAAUGUCCCACAUUUAUAAUUCAUGGAGAGAAAGACCCUUUGGUUCCACAAGCUCACGCAGAAUACAUUCAUAAGAACAUCAAAGGCUCUUGGUUGCUUCUGAUGCCAGAAGGGAAGCAUAAUCUACACCUGCGUUUUGCAGAGGACUUCAACAGACAAGUGGAAGCUUUCCUACAGACUUAAACCAUGAAACAAGUUAGAGAAACUUCAGCUGCUGCUGUGAAACAGCACAAGCAUGGACUGGCUCAAGCUUUGCAACAGGAGGAAAUAAAUACAUGUGGCGUUAUUACACAUGGCUUUUGCAAUCACAAAAUAUCCAGAAUUGUGCUGGCGUUGGAAUCUUUUCACCAAAUUCUUUUGAAGUUUCUAUUCUUUAUAUCAUGGCUGUAAUCAGUAUUUCCCUUUGACACAUUUCUGCAAUAUUUCAUCAGAAGCAACCUUUGUUAGUACUCACACAACUUAUGCUUGUGCAUUUCUACUUGGUGUAGGCAUGACCCAUCCUUUUGGGCAGCAGUAGACAGUCAUAUCUUCUCACUACUGGUCAAACUGCAGCACAACUGCACCUCUGGCAGUUCUGUGAGAUCCACACAGGCAUUAAAGAGUUUUUUGUGUUCCAAAGUGUUCCCAGCAAUCUACAAAGGACCAUUCUGAUUCCCUUCCUGAAAGUGCCUGGGCACUCCGUGGGAUGUCCGACUCCCACGCGCACACAGUGGCCUCCUAGGACUUUAUAAUUAUUCCACCAAGAAUUCUGAGCAUGUAUUAGGAAACUAAUUUUUAGAUGCUAUAGCACUGGUUUCUUUGUAGAUCCCCACUGUUUUUCAGGGGGAUGUAGUCCCAGGUUUUAUAACUAAGUAUCUAAAGGGAGGUACAUAUUUAUGUAAGUUCCCCAUCAACCGUAUUGCUGAACAUCCAUGAACACGGCAAAGCAAAUUAAAUAUUGAUUACCUGAAUGUCAAUUCAGAACGCUCCAUUUUGGCAAACACUUCAACAAAUCUUAGCUGUCAAUGCCAUUUAAAUAGAUAUGGGGGUUCCCUAUUGUAUUUUUUAAUACGGCUCCAUUAAUUCUGAGUGCUUACACUGGAAACUGAGUGAGUGCAAAUGAAAGUCAAAACUCUCCCCAUUCGUACAAAGGCAGUGCAUGUGCCCAAGAAAAGCCUCCAGCCUCUCGGCAGCUGAAACUCUGCCGGCAGAGCCACAGCCUGCUCCUUGUCUGCAUCCAAGCCGACCUGCCCAGUUUCCAAGGCAACAGCGGAACCCAGGCGAUGGAUGCACAAGGGAGGCAACAGGGACCCCGCAACAUUUUCACGUCUGUCUGUAAUUUCCCAUUGUUUGAAAAAGAAUCACAAAUGUACAAAUAUGAAAGCUGCUCAAGCAUACAAAAUGUCUGCCUGUGGCUCUAUUCUCAUUCCUUUGUGAUGGAUGACAUCAUGUAUUGCUCAGGCAUGUUCAUCAGAGGCUACAUGACUUUCUGAAUCUCUCUGUUGGCGCUCGAGUGAGCAGGCUCUGGUCAUUAGCUUACUGUUUUCCUUCUACCUGGUAACUAUAAUGAUCUUACCUGAUGAGGACGGUCUGAGGUCACCUUAGGAACCUGAUGCUUAAUCACUUGCAGUGUGCAUUAAGAUAGAAUAAUAUUUCUGCCAGCGAGAGGGUGGAAUAAUUGUGAAGCUAUUUUUAAUACCAAAAAGGAAAAUCUAUUUUCAUUUCAGAAUUACAGCCCACUGCAGGCACUAAAAGCAAUUAAAUACUACAACACUGAGCAUACUACUAUGAAUGAGCAAAAGCAGUUUCAUUAUAGAAUCCUCUGUGCUUGUGUUUAUUGUACCUGAGGGGUUUGUGUGUUCAGUCAAGAACAAAAGAGGAAACAAAACAUCAUGUUACAGAACAAUUUAGGGCACUGUCAAUUUAAAAUGACCCAUAUUACUUUUGAGGGAAGUCCUGUUUCUUCAUAAACCUAGUAUUUCUUCCACACCUGAUGGUUUUGCUCGUGAACUUAGAUUGUAACCUCAAAGAGUAAGGAAUUUCUGUGGACGUGGCUGUACAGGACACAGCAAACAGAACCCCACUUGUCUGACUUCCAAAGCUACAAAAAUAAACAUGAUCACACAUCACAGAAAUGACUCCAGAAAGGGAAUAAAAUAUGUUGAUCAUCACCAGGCAGCAAUUUGCUGAGAAGAAAGGCAAAACAGUGCAGCCUCUCAUUAUUUCCGCUUGGCACACCAGAUGUGAUCGGUAACAGCCAGAUGGCUCCUGUCCCCACCCAGGCUGCAUCUACCUUUUAAGAUUGCUCAGU
This is a messenger RNA of Colius striatus (speckled mousebird), 2998 nucleotides long. RefSeq names its product biphenyl hydrolase like (gene BPHL). The transcript is spliced from 8 exons. Lineage: Eukaryota; Metazoa; Chordata; Aves; Coliiformes; Coliidae. The coding region runs from base 22 to 891 and encodes 289 amino acids. The record is from RefSeq and is a predicted model, not a curated record.